Messenger RNA from Penicillium brasilianum, 2733 nucleotides. Lineage: Eukaryota; Fungi; Ascomycota; Eurotiomycetes; Eurotiales; Aspergillaceae. The record is from the annotation of a GenBank genome assembly.
CUUGGCGCCACGGCGAGCGCCAUGCUCUUUGUCAAUGUCGAGUCUUACCCUCCCUUUAUCUGUUCUCAGUGCCGAGCAGAAACACCCUGAACUCCCGAGCGGGAAUGUAUCACAAUCGCGUGGCUUCAUUGCGUGUCAACCAGGUGCAGCAUGGUCGGGAUGUUCGCAUGUUACAUUGUCGUUGAUUCGCCAUCUCUUGCAGCGAUAACGCGAAAUGCAGUGAUAGUCCACUCCCAUAUUAAUCUUUUUGCGAUUGACCCACUUAGCGAUGCCGUGUCGGAGAUGUCUUGAGAUGUUGGUGUUCGGAGAUCGAUGGUUCUUUAACUCGAAAGUUGACGCCAUACGCGGUUUGCGCGACCUGGGAUAGGAAGGAACCCCCUGCAGCCGUGCGACUGUCACCUCGUGGUACUUUCCGGGGUCUGAGACUUAUUAAAGUCGAAGGUCUCGCUGCUAUCGGGUUUUUUUUUCUUUCCGUUCGACUCUUGUGCCCCGGAUCUUCUUUCAACCCUGCAGCGCUACGCGGCUAUCGCCAUGGCAAUCCCAACAGAAGAGAAAACCCCUAUUACAGAAGUCCAAGGGCCUCACCAACCCUCGCGGUCGAUCGACACAGUCGAGGAUCCAGCUCUCGUCGCAUCCGAUGAGAAAAAGUUGGAAGCUGUCGACCGGGAGGUCUCAACAGAUUCCUCCGAUGAUGAGUAUGAGUUUCCGACCGAAGAAGAGAGCAAGACUCUUCGCAAGGUUGCGGGAAACUUGCCAAUAGUUGCAUUUGCUCUCUGCUUAGUGGAAUUUGCCGAGCGUGCAUCUUAUUAUGGUUCCAAGACGGUGUUUUCCAACUUUAUUGAGUUUCCACUGCCCAAUGGUGGUAAUGGAGCUGGUGCGCCCCCUCGUGGCACGCAAGAAACCGCCGGCGCCUUGGGAAUGGGCCUCCAAGCAGCAUCUGGUCUGACUCUUCUCUUCGUCUUCCUUUCCUACGUCCUUCCAAUCUUCGGCGGGUGGUGGGCCGAUGUCCAUGUUGGCCGGUACAAGGCAAUCGUCGUGGGCGUAGCGAUUUGCGGCGUUGCGCACGUCAUUCAGAUCUUCGGUGCUAUCCCGUCAGUUCUCCAAAGGGGUGCAUCAAACGCAGCUCCACCCUUCGUCAUUGGCAUGCUCUUGCUAGCACUUGGUGCGGGAAUUUUCAAGCCAAACAUCGCACCCACGGUCCUAGACCAGAACCGCCAGAAGAAGGCUUAUAUCAAGACUCUCAAGUCUGGAGAGCGGGUCAUUGUUGAUCCCGAGUCGACUACUACUCGCACCAUGCUCAUCUUUUAUGGCUUUAUCAAUGCUGGUGCUUUCUUCAUGCUGGCUACCACUUAUUCUGAGAAGUAUGUCGGUUUCUGGUUGUCAUUCCUGAUAGCCGGAAUUAUUUAUUUCUUGCUUCCUGUUCUUCUGUUCGCGAUGUACAAUAAGACAUACAAGGCACCCCCGGCUGGGAACUCUGAACUUUCCCGAGCUUUCAAGAUUUCGAAGGUUGCGCUUCGUCAGAAUAAAUUCCGGAUUUGGCGUAAGGACUUUUGGGGGGCUGCAAAGCCUGCUAAUCUGCGUGAAAAGGGAAUUGUUGUGGAUUGGACGGACAACAAUGUCAGAGAUGUGGCCAGGGCAGUUAGUGCCUGCGACAUAUUCUGGUUCUACCCCAUCUGGAACAUGAAUGACGGCGGUAUUGGUUCCAUCUCAACAAAUCAAGGAGCUUCCAUGGUGACCAACGGCGCACCCAAUGAUCUCCUCGGCAACUUCAACCCGCUGACCAUCAUCACCGUGGUUCCCCUGCUGACUUACGCGGUAUAUCCCGCCCUUCAACGACGCAACAUCAAAUUCGGACCCAUCACCCGUAUCACGUUUGGCUUCUUCCUAGCAACAAUCGGCGGCCUUGUGGGAACAAUCGUCCAAUGGCGCGUCUACGAGCUGUCACCCUGUGGCUAUUAUGCCUCCACUUGCGAUGAAGUCGCCCCCAUCAGUAUCUGGUGGCAACUCCCGCAUACCAUCCUCAGCGCACUGAGCGAGAUCUUCGCGAACGUGACAGCUUAUGAAGUCGCCUAUGCGCGAUCUCCCGAGGGCAUGAGAGGGCUGGUUAUGGCAAUCUUCCUGUUCAUGAAUGCGUUGUCGAGUGCGAUUGGCGAGAUUCUGAUUCCUGCGACCAAGGACCCAUGGUUGUUGUGGCUUUGGGGCGCGCCGGCUGUUGCGCUUGCGUUGCAGACGAUUAUCUUCUGGUUCAGGUUUAAGCACUUGAAUGAUGAGAGUUAUUAUGUUACUUCGGUGGAAAACGAGUCCUCCGUUGAGGAUGGUGGAAAGAAGGCUGGGGCGGUCGUGUGAUAUUUCUGGAGUACUUUAUGCUUUGAGCAAUCAUAUCAACCGAUUCGGAUUUUUGGAAACCAUAACGGCGAGUAUGACCGAGAGGCUCCCCUCAGAAUCGCCAUCGGAUACGAUGCCACACGGAUCUACAGUAGUCCUUGCCAUGAUGAAAGCGGAUAUCACAUCCCUCGGCAUGAGAAACGAGUGGUGGUAAAAAGAAAAGCCGACGGACAUCCGAGAGGAUGAUCACCGGCCGCGGGUUUCCUCCUUUACGAACACUUCAUAUUGUUUCCCCCGGCUUUAUUUGCAGCAUGGUGGCGCUCAUUACUCCAGGGUAUAACGGAAACCUCGGCGCGUUUCAGUCCCGCCCUGAAGAUUCCUCCCAUUCGUCAUCUCCACUCACGACGC